Messenger RNA from Electrophorus electricus (electric eel), 1958 nucleotides. It is a transcript of the gene hnf4b, whose product is annotated as hepatic nuclear factor 4, beta. The record is from RefSeq and is a predicted model, not a curated record. Gene Ontology annotation, molecular function: RNA polymerase II cis-regulatory region sequence-specific DNA binding; zinc ion binding; DNA-binding transcription factor activity. Gene Ontology annotation, biological process: regulation of DNA-templated transcription. NCBI's taxonomy places the organism in Eukaryota, Metazoa, Chordata, Actinopteri, Gymnotiformes, Gymnotidae.
AUUCACAGCACACUCUCAUCAAAAAAAGGCAAAAAGGAAACCUCACAACACCCAUGUUGAAAUCCUGUCCCUCACCGUGUGACUGAAGACCAGAGCAGAGUAACGGACCCUGAUCAGCCUGAGGUGCUCGAACAGCGAUCCUCGAGUUUGGUUCAAUGGCUGCCGAGUGAGCGGGAUUUGUGGGGCUUGAGGUAGACGCCUACAGCUGGAUCCAGCAUCGGCGCUGGACAAAGCAGAGCGCUGGACCACACUGGCCACUGGGAUUACGGUACCAUGAAGAUCUCUGAAGGCAUCCUGGACGCAAGCAUGACUGAUUACACAGUGAAUCUGGACCCCUGCUACACCAUGCUGGAGUUUGACAGGGUCCUGCCAGCAGACACAGAAGCCCUGAUGCGCGAGACCUCACCUGUGGUCACACCUGAGCUUCAGCAGCGCGGGCCGCUGUGCUCCAUCUGCGCAGACAAGGCCACGGGGAAACACUACGGUGCAUCCAGCUGCGACGGCUGCAAAGGCUUCUUCCGGAGGAGUGUGCGCAAGAACCAUGCCUACACGUGCAGGUUCAGCCGGCAGUGCGUGGUGGACAGAGACAAGCGGAACCAGUGUCGGUACUGCAGACUGCGCAAGUGUUUCCGAGCUGGCAUGAGGAAGGAAGCUGUGCAGAACGAGAGGGACAGAAUCAGCUGCCGCAGAGAAGGGCAUGGAGUCGGGACCCUCACCGUCGACGUCCUGCUGAAAGCGGAGACCAGCGUACAUCAGUGCUCCGCGGCGACUCCCCCAGUGUGUGACAUCAGCACCAAGAAGACAGCCCGCGCAGCCGAUGUGUGCGAGUCCAUGAAGCAGCAGCUCCUCCUGCUGGUGGAGUGGGCGAAGCACAUUCCCGAAUUCUGCGAACUGCCUGUAGAUGACCGGGUGGCCCUCCUGCGAGCUCACUCAGCCGAGCACCUCGUUUUAGGAGUGACCCGUCGUUCGCUGCCCUUCGAUGACAUCAUCUUGCUCGGAAAUGACUUCAUCAUCCCCGUGAGCGGCCCGGAGCAGGAGAUGUCCAAGGUGGCCGCGCGUGUGCUGGAUGAGCUGGUCAGGCCCCUGAGAGCGCUGGACGUCACGGACGCGGAGUUCGUCUGUCUCAAGGCCAUCGUCUUCUUCGCCCCAGACUGCCCGGGGCUGGAAUGCUCUCCGUUGGUGCGCAGGCUGCGCUUCCAGGCUCAGGUGCUGCUGGACGAGGCGGCCUCCGAGCAGAGGGGGCGCUUCGGGGAGCUGCUCCUGUUGCUGCCCCCGCUGCAGAGCGUCGCCUGGCACAUGGUGGAGCAGCUGCAGCUGGCACGGCUCCUGGGGGAGGCCAACGUGGACAGCCUGCUGCAGGAGAUGCUACUGGGAGAAGGAGCGGCGGGCAGAACUGAUCCGCAGUCAGCCGCAGGGCUCAGCGCAGAAGUCGUGACCUUUGAUCUGCCUGUAGGGCCCCACCAGAGGACUCAUCCAGACCACACAGCACUGCCCAACUUCACAUCUGUUAUACUCCCUGUACCGGCAUCCGCCCAUCUGGCCAGCACGCGCCUGCUGCCAUCCCAGGCUGGAAUUCCGCUGUGCCCUCCUCGCCAGGCAGUGGGCGUGCCAGGGGAGAUGGCCAGCUGCCUCUCUGUGCGUCCCCUUCACCCAUGCCUCUGAGCAGGAGCACGCAUGCUCAUAGCACGCACACACAGACUUUGAAGAGCUGUCCCCUCCUCAAGGCCUGGACACAUUCUCAAGUUUAUCACAAAGAGGUGCACACACAAUUACCAGUCAGAUGAAGACCGAAAGUAUCAGACGUGAUUUGUAGACUUGUAGCUGACCCCAGCAGUGCACUUUAGUCCUUAAUGACUAGAAGACAAUUAAUUAUUUUUUUUGGACGGACAUGAAAACGACCACACUCAGAUAUGCCUACCAGGAAGGGUGUGAGAUGUGUGAAAUAAAUGACAACAAUA